This is a messenger RNA of Gallus gallus (chicken), 3456 nucleotides long. RefSeq names its product homeobox protein vent1-like. The record is from RefSeq and is a predicted model, not a curated record. Bases 1 to 717 code for a protein of 238 amino acids. Gene Ontology annotation, biological process: regulation of DNA-templated transcription. Gene Ontology annotation, molecular function: DNA-binding transcription factor activity, RNA polymerase II-specific; DNA binding. Lineage: Eukaryota; Metazoa; Chordata; Aves; Galliformes; Phasianidae. The transcript has 3 exons.
AUGACUAAGGCCCCUUUCUCUGUGGAGUGGUUGUCCCAGAGCAGCCAGGCCCCCAGGAGUCCCACCCAGGGCACCCCGCGCCGAGCAUCGCCUUCGGCCGCCGGCCGCCGGCUCUCCUCAGGCUCCAAAUCUGGACUGAGCGAACGGAGCAAGGAGAAAGGCUCCGGGAAAGGCGGCAGGAGCAGCAGGGAGCCUUCGACAACACCCCCCACUGCAGGUGCAGCGGGGCAACCCGCAGAGGAGCGGAGCCGCGAGUGCUCGUGCCCCGAGGAGCCAAGGGGCGGCCGGCGGCUGCGCACGGCGUUUAGCGCCGAGCAGAUCAGCACCCUGGAGAGCUCUUUCCAGAGGCACCGCUACCUGGGCGCCGCCGAGCGCCGCAAGCUGGCCGGCAGGAUGCGGCUCUCCGAGGUGCAGAUCAAGACCUGGUUUCAGAACCGCCGGAUGAAGCUCAAGAGGCAACUGCAGGAGUUGAGGCCGGAGCCUUUCUGCACUCCACCGCUCCCUUUCGGACCUCAGGUGUCCCUGCCACUCACCUAUAUGGCUCGGCCGCCGCCUCUACCCGGGCAUGAGGCUGCCCCGGGGGGCUUUGCCUUGGCAGCGUUGCCAGCACCCACUCUGGACAUCAGCAGCGCCUGCAGAGCACAGCCUGUCGGCUUCUGGGCAGCACCCUGCUUUGUAGGGUACAGGGAUCCCAGGGCUUUCUUGCUGAGUGUCUGAUCCGCUGGUACGGACUGUGACUAAGGAGAAUUUGCACUAUUGAUAACUAUAUCCGGGCUGCCACUGCCUGCAUCUGCCUGCUGGAGUUCUGGUGCAGCACUGAGCAAGGUAUUGAUCGACGAUCCAGAUCACGGACUUCAGGCCAAGCUGCCCAUCAAGUUCAAAAAUAGCGGGGUAAAUGGUAGCAUAAAUGGAAUCACUUAACAAACCUUAACGUAUUUUCAGCUUUCAUCUGAAUUUGUCACAAGGACUGCAGAACUGCUUAUCCUGCCCUGAAAGAGCUCCUCCGCAUUAAAUGAAGCACAGUCCUUAUUCUCUAGAUCUGUCCAGGCCGUAGUAGAGAAAGAAUAAUCUUUCUUGUGUUGUACAUUGCAAUUUACUGAGUAUACAUACAAAAACCAUGAAUUUCCCCCAUUUCCUUAAACGGUUGUCCAAUCUCUCAGCUGCUUCCCAUAUGGCACUUCAGGAGGGGGCUGUGCUUUUAACGAGGCAUGUAGAUAUAUUGGGAACUGGUUACCCAUAUUUAUUACCGGGCCUGCAAUGACAGCAGAAUUUGUAUUUGAGUCCUUGAAAUAGCAUAUAGAAUAUGAUUUUUAGGAUAUAAAAAGUGACUUUCUAUAAAAAUAUGAAAAUACCUCAUCACAAUUUCUUGGGCCUCAGUGAAUUAACAAGGGCCUAUUGCAUAAAACAGAUCUUGGAAAGAUCUUGGAUCUUGGGAUCUGGCCUUGCAACUUACUAGUGUCUCAGCAUCUUGCAUGCGCCUAAUGGGGUAUGAGAGUGAUUAUCAAAAGAAAUGCAACAUUUCAAAGCUAUUUUUCUCUAAACAGCAGUAAAAAUUGUUACCAUUGUGCUAUGCACUUUUUGUUUGAAUAAUGCUCAUGAUUUGAUAAUGUAUGAUGAUUUGGUUAAAAUGGCCUGAUUUCAGGCUAGAGAAAGGGCUCUGAGAAAUGGUCCUGGACUGAUAGAAGUUGUCAUAAAUCUUUCAAAGCUGAUUGUGAGCUAACAUGAAAAGAGAAAUAAACAUUUCCAUCACUUCAGAGCUGAUCUCUUGGUUUAUUAGAUGAUUUCUGGUGCACUUGUAAUGUGGGCUCUUAUCAUGAAUGGUCUGAAGGUCUCUGCUAGUCAUUCUUGAACACAGAUAUUUCAUUUUUAUAUAGGGAUGAUUGUGUCAUUUGAAUACAUUCACCUGGUUCAAAGUAACUUGUAUGUGCCUCCAAAGGUCAUAGUCCUUGAUUUUUCUGAGUAGCUCCCACAUUUGGAAGUCUCCUUAGUAUUUUAAUCCAUGCUGCAUUUAUUUAGUCUUUUGAGGUUACCAUUUGCCUACAGAUACACCGUUAAUGUGGCUCUAAUGCAAGGGUUUCAGAAAAGCAAUAAGGAUUUUAGAUGCUAUCAAUCUUCCUGAGGCUUUUUCGGGAAGAUAUUAGAGUUUAAGGAAAUUUGCUAAGAGGAGAUAAAAAAUAAUCCAACUGAAUGUUUAUUUUUCAAAUUCAAAUGUUACUAAAUGACAGUAUUGGUUUGAAGAAACAAAGAAAUUGGGAGGGAGACAAAUCUGAAAUUCUAUUGCUCUCUCAAAUAUCACUGGGAAACCAAGAUGUCUUCAAAAUGUUCUUCAAUGGUAAAUACUUGCUCUAAAGCAGAGACAUUUUAGAGUUAGCAAUACACUCAAGAUCCGUAAGUAUACAAGUUAUCUGGAAAAAAAUAAAGACAGUCAAACCAACUGUUCCAUUUUUAAGGGGACAAACGUGGAAGGGUUAAGUGGUCUUAUAAUCAUGUUCAGCACAGGAGGAACCCAGACAGUUUGCUCAACAUUCAGAAUGCCAUCAAAACAGCUCCUGGUGCUGUCUUAGAGCCAGGCCGGAGGCACACAACCCUCAGGGAGGCAGGCUGGGGCUGCUGCAACGCUGGGGAACUGCCUGGCCCCAACCAAAUGCGGCCUCGGGGGAGCGAGGGAGAUGAAAGGGCUCAAGGGAGAAAGAACAGUACGCUCCCACCCGCAGAGGGGGGAGCCACUUCCUAAGGUCAGGGUUGCCUGGGGGUAGAGGGUGAUGGUGGGAUGGAAUGGGAUAUGAUUUAAUAUGAGGCUAUGCUAACCUGGCCUAACUGCACCCUUCCACACCCAAGCACGGCUCUUCGAGGUAAGUUUCCCCUCUGUGCAAAGGUUUAGAAAAGGCCAGAGGCCAGCAUAAUGCAUGGUGCUGCAAUUUAAUCCUACUGGGGCUGUAGAGACAAGCAGGGCUGUGGAGCAGCCUCGGCAUAGAGGCUGCUUGAGGAGUUAAUGGACGUGAGUCCUGAGGCCCUCACACAGGCGGGUCCUAGCAGGCUUCCUGGGCUUGGUCUGGCUAGCAGGGGUAACCUAGGUGUAUGAGCUGAAGAACUAACAGCGAGGGAAAAGCCGAGCUCUGGUCGGAAAGGUGCUAAUGAUCGCUAAACAUAAUGAUUCUUCGGCCACAUGUAUGCUUAACAAACACACGAAAAGCCUUGCCCCCAUUUUGGCAGCCCCAGCUUACAAAUAUUGUCCUAUUCCCCAACAACUGCUCCAACGAGCGCGAGAGGUGAUGCUCGUUUGACUGAGUGCAUAAAGCUUUCAGAAGAUCCCUACGAACAUACGUUAACACAUGUUCUACCUGCAAAAAUCUUCUUUCUGUAGAAGUUAACAUUCCAGUGAUCAUAGAAACUACACUGGGGCUCUGUGCUGGCAGCCUCUGGCUGAAGGCAGAAAAAAAAAAAGGGGAACGAGGC